UAAGCAGGAAACUUUAAUUUAUGUUAUUUUCUGUUGUUGUUAACUUUAUUUAAGAUUUAUUUGUGUUGAUUUAUUAAAUGAACUGAAAAACUGAAUUAAAUUAAGAUCGAUGGCGUCGUCAAGUAAACUACCAGGCACUGGUCUAGAAGAAGUGGGAGUACCAGGACAAACUUUCUUGCGAGAUGCUCUGACAAGUUGUACCGACCCAUUGAAAGCUAUUGAAGAGUUUCAACUUGAAAACGGUAUUUUAUUGCCUUCUUUAAGGCCGAUGUUGCCUUUACUAGACCUGCAUGGCGUUCGGCGGCUCGACUUUCAUACAUCAGUUCUGGAGGAAUUACGUGAAAAACUCAUUGCACACAUCAACGAGCUUGGCAAUAAAGAUAACAAGGAUAAUGACAAAAAACUCAAAGAACUGCUAUCUAAAAGCUUCCCAGUUGUCAGAGUUAAAGCUUUAAGACCUGUUAUAAUGGGUAUUCUUAAAAAUAUCCCACAUAUAGAUGAUAAGUAUCUAAGGGUACUAGUUCGCGACAGAGAACUGUACAAUGACACAGAUACUGAGGUGAAGCGUCAAAUAUGGCAAGACAACCAGUCACUGUUUGGAGAUGAAGUUUCUCCACUCCUCAGUCAGUACAUCAGGGAGAAAGAAGAUGUUCUGUUUGAUCAUGAAAAUCUUACAAAUCUAUUUUUUUCCCCUUCACCAAAAGUAAGGAGACAAGGUGCAGUUGUUCAGAAACUUGCCCACAUGAUAGGUACUAGUGUUAAGUUAUAUGACAUGGUGUUACAAUUCUUGAGAACAUUAUUCUUAAGAACUAGAAAUGUUCAUUAUUGUACAUUAAGAGCAGAGCUUCUCAUGGCCUUGCAUGACCUAGAAGUUCAAGACAUCAUAUCUGUAGACCCUUGUCAUAAAUUCACAUGGUGUUUGGAUGCUUGUAUCAGGGAAAGGAAUGUAGACAUUAAAAGAUCUAGGGAACUGCAAGGUUUUUUAGACAGUAUUAAAAAGGGACAGGAGCAAGUUCUAGGAGAUCUUUCUAUGACGUUAUGCGACCCUUAUGCUAUCAAUUUCUUAGCAACGUCAGCUAUCAAAAUUUUACAACAUUUAAUAAACACUGAAGGGCUACCUCGAGAUAGUACAGUUUUAAUACUGCUGCUAAGAAUGUUGGCAUUAGGGUUGAGCGCUUGGGUAAUGAUCGAUUCUCAAGAAUUCAAAGAGCCAAAAUUAGAUAGUCAAUGUGUCACAAAAUACUUGCCUGCCUUGAUGUCAUUGAUGGUGGAUGAUCAAGUGAGAGCACUACAUAAUAAGUUACCUCCAGAUGAAAGAGAGUCUGCCAUCACUACGAUAGAGCACUCGGGACCUCCGCCUGAUGCUUGUGAAGCUUAUAUGAGAGAAAGCUCAGUUUGUGGUGUUAUUGCAAUGUACUACACACUGCAUGCAGCCAAAUUACGUGACCGUGGUGCCUUACUUCGCAUUCUUAGUAUUCUCGGUAGUUGUAAAGAUGGCAGAGCAUAUGAAGACCCAUUUUUGCAUGCCUUAGUAGCACUUCUAGUACAGUUACCUGAUGAGUUCCAAGGAGAAGAUUUUAGUACUGUAUUAUUUGAUGAAUUCUUCUUUGCUGGACUAUCUAAGGAUAAUGUGACAAGACACUUAUUGAAAUUGCUGUGGUAUAUUCAUCCAAAAUUACCAGAGACUAGAAUUCAAACUCUUAUGAAAGCGCUGCAGCCUGGAACUCAGCAUAAUGAAUCUGUACAUAAAUUAUAUGAGACUUUACAACAGAAAUUAAAUGCACAAACAGAACCAGGUCCGAGUGCAACUGAAAUGGAAUAUCUGGACUCGCCGUUAAUGAGUGUACGCACACCAGCACCAUAUCAUAUGUAGCAAAUAUUCAUAGUUCAUUAUUUACUUUUAAGUUAUAGACAUUAUAUAAAUUAUAUAAAUAUUAAAACAAU
Bombyx mandarina (wild silkworm) is the source of this 1944-nucleotide messenger RNA. It is a transcript of the gene NELF-B, whose product is annotated as negative elongation factor B. The record is from RefSeq and is a predicted model, not a curated record. NCBI's taxonomy places the organism in Eukaryota, Metazoa, Arthropoda, Insecta, Lepidoptera, Bombycidae. Gene Ontology annotation, biological process: negative regulation of transcription elongation by RNA polymerase II. Gene Ontology annotation, cellular component: NELF complex; nucleus.